This is a messenger RNA of Nematolebias whitei (Rio pearlfish), 1428 nucleotides long. It is a transcript of the gene ankrd9, whose product is annotated as ankyrin repeat domain 9. The record is from RefSeq and is a predicted model, not a curated record. NCBI's taxonomy places the organism in Eukaryota, Metazoa, Chordata, Actinopteri, Cyprinodontiformes, Rivulidae.
UUUGACCGAGACCUCAUCCUUCCGGUUCUUUAAAGACCCAGCAGUCCUCCGGUGUCCCCCCUCUGGUGUCCCCUGAUGCCGUGGGUGCUGUCCUCCCCACUGGACACCCUGUCCCCGUCCCAGCGGCACUGUGAGCGGACCGCCUUCUCCUUCUACCGCGCGGUGCGCGAGCGGAUGCCGGUCUGGCUGCUGGAGGACAUGCGCAGCAUGGAGGUCCUCUGCUGGAACGACGGCUGCCCGCGAGCCUUCCUGCCCUCCGAGGCGCUGCUGUACGCACUCGUGCACGACCACCAGGACUACGCACGCGACCUCCUGAGCAGGUACUCUGUGGGCGCCCUCGCCGCGCCGGGCUGCAGCCUCUGCGGCUGCUGCAAGAGCGCGCCGCACCUGAACGUGGCGGUGCGCUACAAGCGCGUGGCCAUCCUGCGCAUGAUGCUGGAGGUCCUGAAGGACUGCGACGGAGCGCGCGAGCGGCGGGAGUACCUGGACGGCUGCGGCGGCUGUCCUCACUUCGCGGACGCGGGGAAGAGCGCGGUGCAGCUGGCGGUGGAGCUGUCGCACCCCAGCUGCCUGCUGCAGCUCCUGCUCCACGGCGCGCGAGCCGACGCGCUCGACGUGGCGCUACAGACUCUGGUGUCCUGCGACGCGGCGGCGCGCCAGGACGCGCAGCGCUGCGUGGACCUCCUGCUGCUGUUCCUGUCCGAACCCCCGCGGCUUCCCUGCCUGCAGGACGAGCCGCAGCGCUGGCAAAGCCUGCUGGGUAACAAGGUGUUCACCUGGCUCUGCGGCCUGGCCCCGCCCCCACUCCUGAUGCAGGCGCUCAGGUGUCUGGCCCGGUCCGGACCGGACUGGAUCAGUUUGCUGCCGGACGUCCUGCUGCAGGACGCCUGUCAGUGAGGACUCUGACUCUGAAUGACUGAAAUUUAAACAAACUGUAAAUAGACUAAUGGAUUAGGGACGGGUGACGUCAUCAGCACUUUUUGCCCAGACAUCAGAAAGAUGUCGAUUCUGUUGGUGUCACCAACAUGUUGAACAAGACUGCAAAAAUACCACAAUGUAUACUUGUAUGUAUGUAUAUAGUACACUUCACACUUGGUGCCUUAUCAUGUAAAAAAAAAUUAAAGCUGCCAGUUUGUUCUCUUUAAUGAGCUACAAUAAUUUUAAAGCUGGAUUUGGAAACAUUUUAUUUUAGGGACGACUCUCAGCUACUACCACUGCAAACGUUAGCUCCAUGUCUGUAAAACGGACCGAUUACUGCAGUUUUUAGCUGCUCCCGUAUUUAUAUUUCCUGGUGACUUUGUGGAUCUUUCAUUAAAGUCCACCCUGUGGUCCAUGAUGCCGCCUGCUAAACCCAAGACAACAACAUUAUCGCCCGCUGCAGAAAGGACCGGGUCCGAGCGUGGCGCGCUGCUUGGCAUCUGUGGGAGG